AUGGCAACUGGAGGCCCGCUUUUCCCAGGGGACUCUGAGAUCGACACCAUCUUCAAGAUCUUUCAGAGGUUGGGAACGCCCAACGAGGCGACCUGGCCAGGGCUGUCGGAGCUGCCUCACUUCAAGCCCACCUUCCCCCACUGGGCUUCGCGGUCCUGGGGGCAGAUCCGCGACACUGCAGCGAAGGUGGGUGCAGAUGGCGUGGACCUGCUCGACCGGCUCACGCGCUACGACCCCAGGCGGCGAAUCACAGCGCAGCGCGCGCUGGAGCACCCGUACUUCCGGGAUGUCGACCGCAGAGAGAACGCCUAG
Messenger RNA from Effrenium voratum, 312 nucleotides. The record is from the annotation of a GenBank genome assembly. NCBI's taxonomy places the organism in Eukaryota, Dinophyceae, Suessiales, Symbiodiniaceae.